AUGGUCCAGGCUGCAUUGCUCCUUGGCUGUGUCUUACUGUCCCCAGUGACCGCCUUUCCGAGGAAUACCCAGAAUGGCGCCCUGCCCCCUCAGCCGGCUGUCACAGAGACUGAGCGUACAUCUAAUGUGCUCUCCAGGCAGAUCCCUUCUCCAGCCCCUGGCACCUGCCAGGACCUCUUGUACACAACGCCCUCCUUAGCCCCCUUAUCUGAGUACUGGUCCCUCUUAGCAGCCAGACUGGCCCUGGAGGACAUCGGUUGCCCUAAGGAGGCCUACUAUCUGCACACUGAAACCCUGAUCCUAAGUCAGAAGCGCAGCAAGGAGGAAGGAAUUAGCAAUAAUGAAGCCAUUCUGAGGGACCUGGGGCGGGGAGGCUUCCCUGGGGAACUGAAGAGGGUCCAGCGCUCAGUUACCCUGCCUGAGGCAUGCACCUUUGAACAUGGAUGGGUGAUCUACGAAACUGCAUCGCUGCUCAAUGAACUUUCCAAGAAGCUCCCUUCCAUCGAUGGGGAAAAAGAGUUCAAGGCUUCUGCGGUCAGUGUCACCCAGAAGUGCACCAUGGAGUCCUGGGAGCAUUUGACUGCAGAUAGGAUGAUAAAAAGAGCAGAAGCUGAGAAUGCCACAAUCGCCAUAGAAGAUCAGGCAUGCUUCGUAGCUCCGCUUGCCAUCCUUCUGAAACGCGUUUUCAUGGGUCUUCUACUCAACAAUUUUUUGGGCUUAUUUUGGAUAGACGAGGCCUCACAGGCACCACGUGGACUUUCUCACAGCCCGGUGGUAGGUCUGUACACAGAGACCUGGCAUAGCAUGGAGCUGGAUGCUGGCGGAUUUCAUGGUUGA
Mesocricetus auratus (golden hamster) is the source of this 837-nucleotide messenger RNA. RefSeq lists its product as uncharacterized. Gene Ontology annotation, biological process: cholesterol metabolic process. NCBI's taxonomy places the organism in Eukaryota, Metazoa, Chordata, Mammalia, Rodentia, Cricetidae. The record is from RefSeq and is a predicted model, not a curated record.